AUGCCCGUCCAAGUGGGUCCCCAUGGCUAUCAGGGUGGGGAAGGCUCACAAAAGCUCAGUCCUCUAGGGAACAGCGCGAGUAGCGAAAGUGAAAAUCGUUUUAUCCCAGCACCGGGGCCUUGUCCUCACGUCCAUUAAUCCCGGCUGAGCCGCCUGUCACUUCUCUGGAAUUCACGGCGCUUUUGAAAGCCGAUGUCUCAGGAGCGGCAGCGGGUGAGCUGGCCCCCGAGUCAUGAAGAAGAUGACAGGAAGGUAAGGAGGAGAGAAAAAAAUCGAGUUGCUGCACAGAGGAGUCGGAAGAAGCAAACUCAGAAAGCAGAUAAGCUUCACGAGGAAUAUGAGUCUCUUGAGCAAGAAAAUACCUCCCUGAAAAGAGAAAUUGGAAAGCUAACAGAUGAAAUGAAACACUUGAGUGAAGUGUUGAAGGAUCAUGAAAAGAUCUGUCCGCUGUUGCACUGCACCAUGAACUUUGUGACCGUACCAAGGCCUGAUGCACUCGCCAGCUGCCUGCCAAGAUGAAACCUCUCCUUGAUCAUCUUUAAAUGUAAUGUGUGAAGGUGCCAUUAAUGGGAGACUUGAAGAACUGCCUGCUUAUGGUGCAAGUCUUCCAUCAAAGAGGACUGGACUUGACCAUGCAGCUCUUCUCUACAUUGAUGUGUUACAGUCUUCUGAAUCUCAGGAAAACACCAGCAUGGAAAAAAGACAGCUUGAACUGCAACAUUGGAUUGGGUAGAAUCUUUGAGCUGUGGUUUGAGCCAUGGACAUUCAGAAAUGUCACAGUGUGGUGCAGCCCACCAUCACAUGAUGGAAUGUAGACAGGGGAAAGUACUGACCUUGGGCUGGGAUGCCUUUCUCCCACAUGUCCACUGCCAGUAACCCUUGGUCACUUGUCAUCCAUGUA
This is a messenger RNA of Apus apus (common swift), 901 nucleotides long. RefSeq names its product basic leucine zipper ATF-like transcription factor 3 (gene BATF3). The record is from RefSeq and is a predicted model, not a curated record. Lineage: Eukaryota; Metazoa; Chordata; Aves; Apodiformes; Apodidae. Gene Ontology annotation, cellular component: nucleus. Gene Ontology annotation, biological process: regulation of transcription by RNA polymerase II. The transcript has 4 exons. Gene Ontology annotation, molecular function: DNA-binding transcription factor activity, RNA polymerase II-specific; RNA polymerase II cis-regulatory region sequence-specific DNA binding.